AUGAAGUUCUCGCCCUUCUCGAAAACGAAGAGUCCACAAGAUUCACAGACGAAGUCGACGGCUGAGACCACCUCAACCCAAAGCUCCUCCUCGGAAGCGGACAAAGAGAAGCCCAAGUCAUCGUCAAACGCGCCCUCCAUCCAAAGCGCGAAGUCACAAGAUAUCGCUAGGGAUGGAGAGAAAAUAUUGGAGACUACUGCUGUGGAUGAGGUGAAGGCAGUUGAUCAGCUUGACGAUGAUAUCGAGUAUCCUGGUCCUGCCAAACUGCUGAUCAUCGUCAUCUCCCUCUGCGUCUCCAUCUUCUGCAUGGCCUUGGAUAACACCAUCAUUGCCACCGCAAUCCCGAAAAUCACGGAUUACUUCAAAGCUCUCGAUGAUGUUGGCUGCAUCAAGUGGGUCUACUUGACUGCCAUCUUUCUCUUCGAGAUUGGAUCCGUCAUCUGUGGAGCAGCUCCCACUUCGGUCGCUCUCAUCGUCGGCCGAGCUGUCGCGGGCGUUGGCUCUGCCGGGAUUUUCUCCGGCGCCCUUGUCAUCAUCGCUUAUUCGGUGCCCUUGGUUAAACGACCUAUCUACACAGGCUUGAUUGGAGGUAUGUAUGGUCUAGCAUCAGUCGCGGGGCCGCUCAUGGGUGGUGCUUUCACCGAUCAUCUCAGCUGGCGAUGGUGCUUCUACAUCAAUCUUCCCAUUGGCGCCAUCACGAUCUUCGGCAUCGCUCUCUUCUUCACCUCGCCACCACGCAGAGACGAGCGGUCAAUCGGGUGGAAAGCACGUGCAAAGCAAUUUGACCCAAUCGGAACAGCUUUAUUUCUUCCUGCCAUUGUUUGUCUGCUCUUAGCUCUUCAGUGGGGUGGAACGAAGUAUCCUUGGAGUGAUGGCCGCGUCAUCGCUUUGUUCGUGGUUUUCGGCAUUCUCGCCAUAGGCUUCGCUGGCGUCCAGUACUGGCAGCAAGAGAAUGCCACCACCCCACCUCGGGUCUUGAAGCAACGCAGCAUUCUAUCCGGGGCUUGGUACUGCGCUUGCCUUGGUGGUGCCUUCUUCAUUAUGAUCUAUUACGUGCCGAUUUGGUUCCAGGCGAUCAAGAACACCAGUGCCACUGAAUCAGGCAUCCGCAAUUUGCCCAUGAUUCUAGCCCUUGUCCUCAUAUCGAUUGGUUCGGGCAUCGGGGUCACUCUUCUUGGCUACUACACUCCUUUCAUGAUCAUCGCUUCCAUACUCAUGGCGAUUGGUGCUGGCUUGCUCUCCACAUGGACGCCCAACACGGGCGCGGCAGGAUGGAUUGGUUAUCAGAUCGUUUUUGGUUUCGGUGUAGGUUUUGGGAUGCAACAAGCUUUGAUUGCAGCACAGACUGUGCUACCACUCAAAGACAUUCCGAUCGGUACCAGCAUUAUCAACUUUUGUUUGACCCUAGGAGGGGCGUUAUUCAUCAGUGUCGGGCAAAACGUGUUCACGAACCGAUUAAUUACGAAUUUGGCAGCCAGCUCGAGCACAGUUCCGCCAGACCUUGUCCUUAACACGGGCGCGACAAAUCUGAACAAGGCAGUUCUACAGAUCGAUCCUGGGAGCUACCCGGCUGUUCGGGCGGCCUACAACGAUGCCCUCGCACAGACCUUUUAUGUAUCUGUCGCUAUGUCGGCACUCUCUAUUUUUGGUGCACUGGGUAUGGAAUGGAAAUCUGUCAAGGCAAAGAAAGUCGAGACAGCACCGGUAUGA
Molecule: messenger RNA, 1710 nt
Organism: Bacidia gigantensis
Lineage: Eukaryota; Fungi; Ascomycota; Lecanoromycetes; Lecanorales; Ramalinaceae
Exons: 3
Coding region: 1-1710 (569 amino acids)
Biological process (GO): transmembrane transport
Molecular function (GO): transmembrane transporter activity
Source: RefSeq, a predicted model, not a curated record